AUGUGGUUGUGCGCGGAGCCUCCACUCCGCCGCGGGGAGGAAACGACCGCCCCGGCGGCGACUGCCGCGGCCGCGGCGCGGGGAGGAGGCGGCGGUGGUGGCCUCCAACCUAUAACUUUAACAAGUGUGUGGAUUUCAUGCUGUCAGGAACUAAAAAUUGGGCAAAGGAUGAUGACAAUAUCUACGGUUGGUGUUCCAAAUACAAUAAAAAUGCUAGCAUCUCACAAGCUUCAGUCAACGCUGGCAGUCAGUCUGCAUGCCCCAAAUCAGAAGCUGCGGGAGACGAUUGUUCCUAGCACCAAGUCUUACCCCUUGGGAGCACUAAUGGAUGAUUGCAAGAGUUACUUCCUUGAAACUGGGUGCAGGGUAUCCUUCGAGUACACUCUGCUAGCUGGGAUUAACGAUGAAAAGGAGCAUGCCGUAGAGCUAGCAGAACUACUUCGUAUGUGUGGAGGUGGUUACCAUGUGAACCUGAUUCCCUAUAACCCAAUUGAAGGCUCCGAGUACAAGAGACCUUACAGAAAAGUGGUCCAAGCCUUUGUUGAUGCUUUAGAAGCACGUAAGAUAACAGUCAGCGUUCGACGGACCCGUGGGCUUGAUGCUAACGCAGCCUGUGGGCAGCUGAGGAAUGAGUUUCAGAAGAAUCCACUACUUGAGAUUGAACUGUCACCCUCCACAGAGCGGACCCUCAUAACUGCUUAAUUCAAACACCUAUCAGGUUGAUGCAGCAUGCUCAAGCAUACGAAAUUGUCAUUUAAUUUAUGGGGACAUUAGGUGUUGUAAAGUGACAGCAAGUUAUGCAUAACGCUAGAGAAUUUUGGAACGUUC
Molecule: messenger RNA, 828 nt
Organism: Zea mays
Lineage: Eukaryota; Viridiplantae; Streptophyta; Magnoliopsida; Poales; Poaceae
Exons: 5
Coding region: 1-702 (233 amino acids)
Biological process (GO): rRNA base methylation; tRNA methylation
Molecular function (GO): catalytic activity; iron-sulfur cluster binding
Source: RefSeq, a predicted model, not a curated record